AUGCCUCCAAAAAAGCGCGGUCGCCCAGCUGGCACAUCCUCUGCAGCUCCACAACGCCCCACAAAGCGCGUUCGCGUCGGCGAAACUUCGAUCAUAGGCACACAAGAUUCCACUGAGCUUACCGACUCGGGACGUCCAAGACGCAGCUCGGCUGGCGAACCAGACUACAGUACUAGACGUGCUAAAGCUCCAAAUAAUGUCUCGGCGGCAAGCUCAAAGACCGCUCCUGCUGCUCAAGCUAAUGUGAAGAAGAGAAGAAAAGGUGCAGCAAAAUUAUUUGGCAAGCGUAGAGUAUCAGCUAUGGCACAGCCAGAGGUAGAGACCAAUGAAGCUCCAAAACGUGGACGUGGCAGACCAAAGAAAGCCACUUCUGAAACAACCGUCGAAGAGAAGCCUACAACGCCCAAGAAAGCCGUUGGGAGACCUAAAAAGGCCGUGGGCAGACCAGCCAAGGGUGUCGGAAGACCAAAGAAGAAUGCCCCAGCCAAGUCAAGCAAUGGUCCUGUUGCCAAGCAGAAGGGUCGUGAGACGACGGCCAACCACGAAGAGGAGGUGUUUGAUGAUGAGGUAGAAGACUCUGAGGGUCUUCCCAAUGGCACGUCCAACGAUGUCGACGAGGAGGAGGAAACCGAAUCAGACCGUCAGUACUGGCUUAUGAAAGCAGAACCAGAUUCGAGGCUUGAGAAUGGAGUGGAUGUCAAAUUCAGCAUUGACGACCUUAGAGCCAAAGGAGGGCCUGAGGCUUGGGAUGGAGUCCGUAGCCUCCAAGCAAGAAACAAUUUACGAGCGAUGCGUAAAGGGGAUCACGCCUUCUUCUACCAUUCAAACUGCAAAGUUCCAGGCAUCGUCGGAGUCAUGGAGAUUGUUGGGGAGCACGAAGUCGAUGAAAUGGCCUUCGACCCUAGACAUCCUUAUUAUGAUGCGAAGUCAACACGUGAGAACCCCAAGUGGGAUAUCGUCUACGUCCAAUACGUUCGCAAGUUUGCCGACAUUGUCAAGCUGUCAGAGCUCAAAACGUAUGCUGAACCCGGUGGAGCCCUAGCGAAGAUGCAGAUGCUCAAGCAAGCACGGUUGAGCGUUUCUGCUGUUACACCAAAGGAAUGGAAGUUCAUUCUCGACCUGGCAGGCGAAGAUCUGGAUGAGGACGACUCGGAACAGGCUGAAGACACUUUGGUUGAGAAUGCUAACGGGGCGAACAAGAUGAAAGCAGGAAAUCUGGUUCAUGGCGGCGCAGAAGAAGGCGAUGACGAGGGAGUCGAUGACGAGGGAGUCGAUGAUGAGGAGAAUGUUGAUGGUGACGACGACGGGAACGAUGAUGGCAAUGGCGAGGAUGGCGCUGAAGGAGUCAAUGGGGACGAUGAUGAAGAGGAUAAGUGA
Molecule: messenger RNA, 1377 nt
Organism: Endocarpon pusillum Z07020
Lineage: Eukaryota; Fungi; Ascomycota; Eurotiomycetes; Verrucariales; Verrucariaceae
Exons: 2
Coding region: 1-1377 (458 amino acids)
Cellular component (GO): nucleus
Molecular function (GO): DNA binding
Source: RefSeq, a predicted model, not a curated record